AAAAAAAAAAAAAAGUGUUGUGGUCUUGUCCCAGAGCAUUCCUGUCACUCAAGGUCAGAGAGGUGGGGCUUGAGGCUAUCCAGUCCGGGAUGCUCCAAAGUGAACUGACCAAUGAGACGCACAGCCAGAAAGAAGGAGGCGGCUCCAGCGAUCGGAGCAGUUUUUGUCUCUUCUGCUGGGCCCUGAGCUGGUGUCCGCUUUUCAGCUGUUGCUACUCCGGGAGUAUCUAGGUGUCUCUGCAGCAGCUCUGUCAGCCUGUGACCUGCAGGUACUGGAAGAUCUGUAGGGAGGACGCCGGGACAUCCGGAAGCUGGGAAAUGGUGAGUACAGAAGACUGGUGUCCUGGGAGGGGGAGGGGCGUGGUUGGAACCGGAAGUGACUGUGGCUGACCUGGCAAUUUCACUUCAGUUUUACAGUCUUCAGAUUGAACUUUGCCACUGGCACCCUUGGCCCUCAGGACCCUGUGGGCAAGAGGUGGAGUGGGGCAGGCAGCGGGGACUGUACCUCCGGGCCCUUCCUGGAGCUGUUACUUGGACCAUGGCCCCGGGCUCUCUUUGAGCUUUGUCCCUCCCACGUGGUGACAAUGGAAAGGUCCUGAGGAAGAAUCCCAGCUGGGUGUGUGGGGCUUGUUCAUGGGAGGGGCUGUAGUCUGUGGGGCCCCCAGUUUCUCCAUUCUCCUGUUAAACGUAAACUUAGGGCCCGGUGCGGUGGCUUCCUCUGUUGGGGAACUCAAAGUCUCUGGGUUGCCUGUCGUUGUUGUUAAACGCAGAGACAGGGAAUUGAUUCGUAAAAAAGAUUGUUGGAUGUCCCGACCCGCGGGACAGCAACGGGGGACGCAGGAACCACCUAAGGGAGAAAAACAAACAAGGGGCGCGAGAAAGGCAGACAAAACAGUUUUCUGAUCAAGUCUCAAACUUUAUUGAAAAACUUGUGCCUUAUAAGCAUUAUGGGGAAGGAGGGUGUGUCUUGUUGGGAGGUUCAGAGGAGUUGUCAACUGGGGAUUGGCUAAAAUAAGCUAGAUGGGGCAUAAGGUGAUUGGUUGGCUAGUUGCCCGGUAAAGGGUAAAGGUGAAACUUUUUUACUUAAAAAGGAAGUAAGGCUGAGCUGUGCCUUCUAUGGCUUCCGACAGUUGGAAGAGCUAGUAAUUCCGGAGAACAGGAAUGUUCACAUUCAAGGACGUGUCUAUAGAGUUCUCUAUGGAUGAGUGGGCCUGCCUGGACCCUACUCAGCACACUUUGUAUCGGGACGUCAUGUUGGAAAACUACAGACACCUGGUCUUCCUAGGUCUUGCUGUCUCUAAGCCAGACCUCAUCACCUGUCUGGAGCAAAGCAAAGAACCCUGGAUGGUGAAGACUCACCAGACAGUAGUCAAGCACCCAGAUGUAUCUAAUCAUUCCACCCAAGACCAUUUCCAAGAGCUGGGCACAAAUAUAUUAUACCCAGAGAUAACACUGAGAAGAUAUCAAAGCUGUGGCCUGGAGAAUUUAAACUUAACAAAAGACUGGGAAAGUGUUUAUGAAUGUACUCAGCAGAAAGUAUGUUACAGUGGAUGUGACCAAUGUUUAACAGCUAGCUAUGGCAAAGUCUGCCAAUGUAGUAAAUAUACGAGAGUCUUUAGACAUUUGUCAAAUCUAAAUAGACAUAAGAUGAUAUAUACCACAGAGAAAACUUUUCAGUAUAAAAAGUAUGGGAAAGCCUAUAACCACUGCUCACACAUUACUAAAUGUAAGAUAAUGCAUACUGGAGAAAAACAGUACAAAUGUAAAGAAGGUGGCAAAGUCUUUAAAUUUUGCUCAAGCCUAUCUAACCAUAAGAAACUCCACCCUGGGGAGAAACUGUAUAAGUUUAAAAAUUAUGGGGAAUGUCUUAGGCACAGAUCAAAAUAUUAUAACCAUAAGAAUAUUAAUACUGGAAGAAAAGCCUACAACUAUAAAGAAUGUGAUGAACUUACCAAUCAGUACUCACAUCUUUCUGGACAUGAAAGAAUUUAUUCUGGAGAGAAACCCUACAAAUGUCAAGAAUGUGGUAAAGCCUUUAACCGGCACUCAAACCUUUCUGUACAUCAAAGAAUUCAUUCUGGAGAAAAGUCCUACAAAUGUGAAGAAUGUGGCAAAGCCUUUAAGCAGUACCCAAGUCUUUCUCAACAUAAAAGAAUUCAUUGUGGAGAGAAACCCUACAAAUGUCAAGAAUGUGGCAAAGCCUUUAAGUGGUACUCAAUCCUUUCUGUACAUCAAAGAAUUCAUUCUGGAGAGAAACCCUACAAAUGUCAAGAAUGUGGCAAAGCCUUUAACCGGUACUCAAACCUUUCUGUACAUCAAAGAAGUCACUCGGGAGAAAAACCUUACAAAUGUGAAGAAUGUGGCAAAGCCUUUAAGCAGUACCCAAAUCUUUCUAAACAUAAAAGAAUUCAUUCUCGAGAGAAAUCCUACAAAUGUCAAGAAUGUGGCAAAGCCUUUAACCGGCACUCAAACCUUUCUGUACAUCAAAGAAGUCACUCGGGAGAAAAACCUUACAAAUGUGAAGAAUGUGGCAAAGCCUUUAACCGGCACUCAAACCUUUCUGUACAUCAAAGAAUUCACUCGGGAGAAAAAUCCUACAAAUGUGAAGAAUGUGGCAAAGCUUUUAAGCAGUACUCAAGUCUUUGUAGACAUAAAGGAAUUCAUUCUGGAGAGAAACCCUACAAAUGUCAAGAAUGUGGCAAAGCCUUUAACCAGCACUCAAACCUUUCUGUACAUCAAAGAAGUCACUCGGGAGAAAAACCUUACAAAUGUGAAGAAUGUGGCAAAGCCUUUAAGCAGUACCCAAGUCUUUCUAGACAUAAAAGAAUUCAUUCUGGAGAGAAACCCUACAAAUGUCAAGAAUGUGGCAAAGCCUUUAAUUAUAAUUCAAACCUUACUAAACAUCAAAUAAUUCAUUCUGGAGAGAAACCCUACAAAUGUCAAGAAUGUGGCAAAGCCUUUAAUAAUAAUUCAACCCUUACUACACAUCAAAGAAUUCAUUCUGGGGAGAAACCCUACAAAUGUCAAGAAUGUGGCAAAGCCUUUAAUGAUCAUUCAACCCUUACUAAACAUCAAAGAAUUCAUUCUGGGGAGAAACCCUACAAAUGUCAAGAAUGUGGCAAAGCCUUUAAUGAUAAUUCAAACCUUACUAAACAUCAAAGUAUUCAUUCUGGGGAGAAACCCUACAAAUGUGAAGAAUGUGGCAAAGCCUUUACUCUGCGUUCAUCCCUUUCUGUACAUAGAAGAAUUCAUUCUGGAGAGAAACCCUACAAAUGUGAAGAAUGUGGAAAAGCCUUUAUCUGUUACUCAAAACUUUCUGUACAUAGAAGAAUUCAUUCUGGAGAGAAACCCUACAAAUGUGAAGAAUGUGGAAAGGCCUUUAUCUGUUACUCAAAACUUUCUGUACAUAGAAGAAUUCAUUCUGGAGAGAAACCCUACAAAUGUGAAGAAUGUGGCAAAGCCUUUAAACAGCACUCAGAAAUUUCUGCACAUCGAAGAAUUCAUUCGGGAGAAAAACCCUACAAAUGUGAAGAAUGUGGCAAAGCCUUUAAGCAGUACACAGGUCUUUCUACACAUAAAAGAAUUCAUUCUGGAGAGAAACCCUACAAAUGUGAAGAAUGUGGCAAAGCCUUUAACGGGCACUCAUACCUUUCUGUGCACCAAAGAAUUCAUUCUGGAGAGAAACCUUACAAAUGUGAAGAAUGUGGCAAAGCCUUUAAGCAGUACCAAAGUCUUUCUCAACAUAAAAGAAUUCAUUCUGGAGAGAAACCCUACAAAUGUGAAGAAUGUGGCAAAGCCUUUAUCUGUUACUCAAAACUUUCUGUACAUAGAAGAAUUCAUUCUGGAGAGAAACCCUACAAAUGUGAAGAAUGUGGCAAAGCCUUUAACCAGCACUCACACCUUUCUGUGCACCAAAGAAUUCAUUCUGGAGAGAAACCUUACAAAUGUGAAGAAUGUGGCAAAGCCUUUAAGCAGUACCAAAGUCUUUCUCGACAUAAAAGAAUUCAUUCUGGAGAGAAACCCUACAAAUGUGAAGAAUGUGGCAAAGCCUUUACUCUGCGUUCAUCCCUUUCUGUACAUAGAAGAAUUCAUUCUGGAGAGAAACCUUACAAAUGUGAAGAAUGUGGCAAAGCCUUUAAGCAGUACCCAAGUCUUUCUCAACAUAAAAGAAUUCAUUCUGGAGAGAAACCCUACAAAUGUGAAGAAUGUGGCAAAGCCUUUACUCUGCGUUCAUCCCUUUCUGUACAUAGAAGAAUUCAUUCUGGAGAGAAACCCUACAAAUGUGAAGAAUGUGGAAAAGCCUUUAACUGGUACUCAACACUUUCUAUACAUAGAAGAAUUCAUUCUGGAGAGAAACCCUACAAAUGUCAAAAAUGUGGCAAAGCCUUUAACCAGAACUCACACCUUUCUGUGCACCAAAGAAUUCAUUCUGGAGAGAAACCCUACAAAGUCAAGAAUGUGGUAAAACCUUUAAUUAGUGUGUAACCUUUCUAAAAUACAAGAAUUCAUUCAAGGGAGAAACCUUAUAAAUAUGAACACUGUGGCAAACCCUUUAUUCACAUUCAAACCUCACUGUACAUAAAAUAAAUCAUACUUGACAGAAACCCUACAAAUAUGAAGAAUGUGGAAGUAUCCUUACCUGGUGUUCAUGGCUUGCUAAGGAUAAAAGAAUUCACAAUGAAGAGAAAUUCUACAAAUGUGAACAGUGUGGUAAUGCCUUUUACUGGAGCUCAAACCUUACAACACAUAAGAAAAUUCAGAUUGGAAAGAAAUUUUACAAAUGUGAAUGAUGUGGCAAAAAUUUUCAGUGGUCUUCAGCCCUUAGUAAAACAUAAGAGAAAUCAUAGCAGAGAAAAACGGUAACAUUAUGAAGAUGUUAUGCCAGUAGUGACAGUUUUUUUACAUAAUAGAAUUCUUUUUGUUUUUUGUGACAGUGGCUUACUAUGUCACCGUCAGUAGAGUGUUGUGACAUCACAGCUCACAGCAACCUCCAGCUCUUGGGCUUAGGCAACUCUCCUGCCUCAGCUUCCCAAGUAGCUGGGACCACAGGCACUGGCCACAAUGCCUGGCUAUUUUUUGUCACAGUUUGGCCAGGGCCGGGUUCAAACCCGCCACCUUCAGUAUAUGGGGCUGGCACCCUACCCACUGAGCCACAAGCACUACCCCACAAAAAAAUUAUUGAAUAAAAACUGUACAAAUGUGAAGAACUUAACAAGUGUUUAACUUGUCCUCAAACCAUUCUAUAUAUGAAAACUUUAUAUAACAGAGAAAAAUCCCUACAAAUUUGAAGUGUCAAAUCCUAUAAUCUCACACAUUUCAGUACCUAACAGAAUUCCUAGCAAAAUUCUAUAUAUGUGAAGAGUGAGAAAAUGUUUUUAAAUAUUCCUCACACUUUUCUAAUCAUAAUUCAUAUGGAAGAAAUACUCUAGAAAUCUCAAUCAUGUCUCAAGGCCUUAAAAUUUUGUUUAUACUGUUCAAUAGGUCUAAGGAGAGACAAGGGGAAAUGAUAAAUGUUACUGGGAAUUUUUUUGUCCUUAACAAGAGAAACACAUUAACUAGGGGGGCCUUCCAUGGAAAAAACGUUGGCAUUUGAAGAAAGCUUCCAAAACCUGAUGUUUUCCCUACAAAAAAUGGGCCUCAGAGGUAGAGAGGCGACAAUGUGGAGAUAUGAACAAGGCCACAAAAAGGGAUCUUUGAAGCAGGUAUACAAUUAAGGUGAUGGCAGCUGCAAGUGACCUAUUUUCUAUAGUAUAAUAAAAUUCACACCACUUCUAUCACACUUUACAAAUAAAACGACAACAUGUGGAUAUGGAUUAUAGGGAGCGAAAUGGGAGGACUCUCCAUUCUGGAAGAUUUUUCCCUUUCCAGGAAAAAUCAUGAAUAUUUUACCCCCAUACCACUUAACAUAGAAUUGGAAAAUCUCUAUAAAGGGGAAAAAUCUUACUAAACCCAAGGUCUUCUCUACAUGAAAAUGUAGUGUCUUCCUUCUCUAGAGUGUCCUUUAAUAAACUGACCUUUUGUUUAUU
Nycticebus coucang (slow loris) is the source of this 6025-nucleotide messenger RNA. RefSeq names its product zinc finger protein 729-like. The transcript is spliced from 4 exons. The record is from RefSeq and is a predicted model, not a curated record. Gene Ontology annotation, molecular function: DNA-binding transcription factor activity, RNA polymerase II-specific; RNA polymerase II cis-regulatory region sequence-specific DNA binding. Gene Ontology annotation, biological process: regulation of DNA-templated transcription. Lineage: Eukaryota; Metazoa; Chordata; Mammalia; Primates; Lorisidae. Bases 1161 to 4484 code for a protein of 1107 amino acids.